GUUGUCUGCCUGCCUCUCGUCCAGAGGACAUAAAGCUUUGCUACUGCUCGCAAGUCUAAAGGCAGGCAUGAACUUCGAGCCACAGCCAUGGCGGACAAAGAAGCAACAGUUUACAUCGUGGACCUGGGGAGGUCCAUGGGACAGCGCUAUCAUGACCGAUCGGUAACGGAUCUUGAGUGGGCGAUGCAGUAUGUCUGGGAUCGCAUCACCGGGACGGUAGCCACUGGACGGAAAACAGCUGGAAUAGGUGUGAUCGGCCUUAGAACCGACGACACCUCGAACGACUUGGAAGAUGACGCCGACUUUGCAAACAUCUCCGUACUAUCAGGCAUUAAACAAUUCCUUAUGCCCGACAUCCGAGAUUUGAGUGAAAGGAUAAAUCCGAGUAGAACCAACAAGGGUGACGCUAUAUCUGCUAUUGUGCUCGCAAUCCAGAUGAUCAUCAUGCAUUGCAAGAAACUCAAGUACAAACGCAGAAUCGUCCUCGUUACCGACGGCAAGGGCCCGAUGAAUACGGAUAGCCUCGGCGAGAUUACGAAAAAAAUCAAGGAGGAUAACAUCGAACUUCUCAUCAUGGGCCCUGACUUUGAUGAUCCGGAGUUUGGGGUGAAAGAAGAAGACAAAGAUCCCCAGAAGGCUGAGAAUGAAGCAAUUUUGCGAAGUCUUGCCGAAGACUGCGACGGAGCCUACGGGACUCUGGAGCAGGCCGUGGCAGAGCUGCAAAUCCCCCGAGUCAAAAAUGUCAGAGUUACAGCCACCUUCAAAGGGUUCCUGCAGCUUGGAGACCCAGAAGAAUAUGACACUGCGCUCCGAAUCCCCGUGGAACGAUACUUCCGCACACACGCCGCGAAGCCUCCAUCUGCAAGCCAAUUCGUCCUACGCUCAGAUCUCGCGGCCUCACAAGAGGAGCCCGGAUCCUCAGCGACAGUGACCAGCACCCAGAAUUCUCAGCCACUGGAUGGCAGCUCCCUGACAAACGUACGGAACCUCCGUGCUUAUCAGGUCACGGAUGAGGAGGCACCUGGGGGAAAGAGAGAGGUGGAACUUGGUGAUCUUGCCAAGGGCUACGAAUACGGGCGGACAGCAGUUCAUAUCAGCGAAACCGACCUGAACAUCACGACACUCGAGACAUUCGCAGCUUUGGAACUGCUAGGUUUCAUCCAGAGCGACCGCUAUGACCGCUACAUGCACAUGUCAACCACCAACAUCAUCAUCGCGCAGCGCGCCAACGAUAAAGCCGCGCUAGCGCUGUCCUCAUUCAUUCACGCCCUUUUCGAACUGGAAUGCUACGCCGUGGCUCGGCUAGUGGUCAAGGAGAACAAACCACCGAUCGUUGUCCUACUUGCCCCGUCCAUCGAGCCCGAUUACGAAUGUCUUCUGGAAGCCCAGCUACCCUUCGCUGAAGACGUCCGGACGUAUCGCUUCCCCCCUCUCGACAAAGUCCUCACCGUGUCCGGCAAAGUGGUAACGCAGCACCGAAACCUACCCAGCGAUGAUCUCAUGGAUGCCAUGGAGAAAUACGUGCUGGGCAUGGAACUCAAGGAGGCAGAUGAGGACGGAGAACCAGUAGACACGCUCCCGAUCGAAGACUCCUUUUCUCCGGUGCUGCAUCGCACCGACGCAGCCAUCCGUUUCCGCGCCAUCCACCCCGACAAGCCCAUUCCUCCACCCUCCUCAACCCUCACGAAGUUCGCCAACCCGCCACCAGACCUGGUCGAGCGAUCCAGGAAACAGCUCGAGAAACUCAUUGCCAUCUCAGGCGUCAAGAAAGUACCACCCAAAGCCAAGGGGCGCAAGCGGACUCGCGAGACGGAGAAGCCAUUGUCCGGCCUUGACGUCGACGCACUGCUCCACCAAGAGAAACGCACCAAGAUCUCUCCGAACAACGCCAUCCCAGAGUUCAAGCAGACGUUGGCGCAGGCGGAGAAUAUCGAGACCAUCAAGGAUGCGGUGAGGCAGAUGAGUGCUAUCGUGGAAGGUCAGAUCCGCCAUAGUCUCGGGGAUGCGAACUAUGACCGGGUCAAGGAGAGUCUGGGCACGAUGCGGGACGAGCUGGUCGCCUACGAGGAGCCGGCGCUGUACAAUGAUUUCCUAAAGGGGCUCAAGGAUAAGAUCCUGCAGGAGAAACUGGGCGGCGAUCGGCGGGAGCUCUGGUGGUUGGUCCGUCGGAGUAAACUAGGGCUGAUCGACCAGCAGCAGUCGGAUCGGUCCGAGGUGACGGAAGAAGAGGCCAAGGCGUUCAUGUCUGCCAGUUAGGGAAGAGCGAGAUAGAAUGAGAAAGCUUAUUCAUUGGAAAAAGUCCGUGGCGAGAUGAAAGUCCAUGCUUGUUUGAGUGCUAUUACUAGGUGGUACUCAGACAUGAUCGAGACAACCAGAAACAAAAUCCGCUAAAGCUGACACAAAAGAACAAGCCAUCCAUAUGCAAGGCAU
Messenger RNA from Aspergillus saccharolyticus JOP 1030-1, 2430 nucleotides. RefSeq names its product ATP-dependent DNA helicase 2 subunit KU80. Gene Ontology annotation, cellular component: nucleus; Ku70:Ku80 complex. Gene Ontology annotation, molecular function: damaged DNA binding; double-stranded DNA binding; telomeric repeat DNA binding. Gene Ontology annotation, biological process: double-strand break repair via nonhomologous end joining; cellular response to X-ray; DNA recombination. The transcript has 10 exons. Lineage: Eukaryota; Fungi; Ascomycota; Eurotiomycetes; Eurotiales; Aspergillaceae. The record is from RefSeq and is a predicted model, not a curated record. The coding region runs from base 88 to 2256 and encodes 722 amino acids.